Molecule: messenger RNA, 4267 nt
Organism: Phalacrocorax carbo (great cormorant)
Lineage: Eukaryota; Metazoa; Chordata; Aves; Suliformes; Phalacrocoracidae
Source: RefSeq, a predicted model, not a curated record
UGCGGGCGGCGCGGGAGGCGGGAGCACCGGCGCGGCCCCGCCAUCCCUGCGCAUCCCGCAGCCCCGCCGGGGAUGCCGCCGCCCGCCGGGCCCUGAGCGCCGGGACGCCGGCGGCCGCCGGCCCCGCUCCGCCGCGCCUCGCCCGGCCCGACCCCGCCGGAGCCGCCGCCCGCCUGGAAGAUGGAGGUCGUGGAGGCCAGCACCCUUCAGCAGGAGAGGCUGCAGGCCAUCGCGGAGAAGCGGAAACGUCAGACAGAGAUCGAGAACAAAAGGCGGCAGCUUGAGGACGACAGGCGGCAGCUGCAGCAUCUCAAGUCCAAGGCUCUGCGGGAGAGAUGGCUGCUGGAGGGGGCCCCGGCCUCAGCCUCCGAGGAGGACGAGGCCAUGAAGAAGCAGAUGCAGGAGGAUGAGGUGAAGACCAAGGAGCUGGAGGAAACAAUCCAGAGGCUGGAGAAGGAGCUGGAGACGCUGGAGAACGGCAGCUCGGCAGCCUCCACCAAGGAGAACCUGGCGGAGGUGGCGGCACCGGCCAAGGAGGAGAAGGCAGAGGCCAUCCCCAACAUGCAGAAGAGUCCCCUGGGUACAGUCAAGGGCGGUCACCUCUCCUCUCCAUCUCCAGCUGAGAAGAAGGUCUCCAGCAGCCCCAUGAAGGCGGUGGAAGGCACUGACAUGAUGAAGGCAGCCAUGUACUCGGUGGAGAUCACAGUGGAGAAGGACAGAGUGACUGGGGAGACCAAGGUCCUGUCCAGCACCACCCUGCUCCCCCAGAACCACUGUCUGCAGGGGGUCAAAGUGUAUGAGGAUGAGCUGAAAGUGGUGCACGCCGUGAGCGCCGAGGACGGGGCCCUGCAGAAUGGGGCCCACCCCCUCAGCUCCUCCGAGGUCGACGAGCUCCUGCACAAGGCGGACGAGGCCACCCUGAGCGAAGCCGCCGGGCGGGAGGCCCCGGCCAAGGCCGGCGAGGAGGCCGGCAGUGCCCCGGCCAGCCAGAAGCCGACGCCACGGCGGGAGAUCACGGGGCUGCAGGCCAAGCCACGGGAAAGCACCACGGCGCUGCCGCUGGGCGAGGGCUCGGAGCCGAGCCGGGAGCAGCCUGUCACCAUGAUCUUCAUGGGCUACCAGAACGUGGAGGACGAGGAUGAAACCAAGAAGGUGCUGGGGCUGGAGGGCACCAUCAAGGCUGAGCUGGUGGUGAUCGAGGACGCCGAGAGCAAGCCGGAGCCGGCGUGCAAGGACCACGCGCCGCCCAACGGCACCGCGCUGGAGCCGGCGGCCGCCCAGCCGCUGGGGGAGGAGGGCCCGGGUGGGCAGAAGCCGGGCACCAACACCACAGAUGCCAAGGAGGCCGAGCAGGAGACGGACGUGAAGAAGCAGCGCUGCAAGUGCUGCACGGUGAUGUGAGCCCCGCCGGCACCGCGCCGCCACCAGAGCUGGCUGCCCCCGCCGAGACCCCUCCGCCCCGGCCCCCCGCUAGCCAGGCCCGCCGCCCCGGCACGCCGGGCUCCCUCCCCCACCGGACAUGGACCCUCUUUCUGCAGAGUCGGGGAGAUCCAACUGGCACCUGCGAAGCCGCAGCGGGCAGCAGCGAACCGCGGCACCGCUCACCCCGUCUGCCCGACACCUGCCCCACGCCGCACCCCACCAGCGCUGCCUGUGAUAUUUAUUAGAGACCCCCUCGCCCCCUGGUGCGCCCGCCCCCACCCACGGCCCGGCCUUGCCCCACACCAGUGCCCUCUCGCUGCCGCCGCCGCCGCCGGAGCCUUUCCUUCCUCUCACUGGCAAUUUCCCACCUGCCGUCGGAGGAUGGAGCCGGCCGGGCUGGGGGAUCGGAGGACGCUGCCACGUCCGUAGAUGACUCCUGGGGAGCCGGCGGCCAGCGGGACCCGCGCUUGGCUCAGCCUGCGGAGGGCACGGAGCCAGCCCCACGCCAGCCCCUCUCUCCACACCUCAAUCAUCCGCUUCUCCUGUGGGGAAAGGCCCUGGGCCAUCCCCUCCGGCUGCCCGUGGAUGCCCCCGCUCCAUCCCACAUCCUUGUCCCCACGCCGCCAAGCUCCCCGAGCUGUGAGCCCCUCCGGGAUGGAGCGUCUCCAGGCCAGGGAAGGGCGUUGAGGACAGCAUCCAUCGUGCCAGGAGCUCACAGGGGCCCGUGUGUAGCACGUCCAUGGGGUCAGCCCCAGCCUGGUUCCAGGGCUGCAGGUGGGAGACCUGCCCCUCUCCCCUGGACUCGGCUCCCUGUGCCGGAGCUCCUCGCCCUGGUGCUCGCAGUGACGGCUGCCACCAUCCAGGUACCGAUGCCACAGGCUUCCGCAGGCUCCCGCGGGGCCGUUCCUCCGUCUCGGCUGCCACGCUGGCGUCGCUGGGCUCUACCAGCCGAGGGGGCCGAGCGGUGCCGUGGCCUGGUGCCCGUGUCCUGGAGCGACGUGGGUGGCAGUGGCAGCGAGGGAAGGGGAGCUGGGGGGGCCCCAGCCCCAUGGGGAUGGGGAUGGGGCAGGAGCUCCGUGCCCCCUUGCAGCAAGCAGCAGGAGGGUGGCCCGGCACCGUGUCCUGCUCCUGCCUCUGCUGCCUGGCAGCAGCAGCUUUGCAGAGCUGCUUUCUGGGGCCCUGGGCUGCAGCACCAGCUCCCUGAGGCAAGCAGGGUAGCCCAGUUCAGCCCAGGCACUGGGACUGGGAGCUGCCAGGGGUCCAGUGUCCUAUGGAGGGUGCCCCUGGGACACUGUGUCCGUGUUGGGACUGUGAGCAGCUUUCCCUACUCCCCCAACCCCAUGCCCCAGCCCUUCAGCGGGGAUUUCACCACCAGCACCAGCGUUUCCUCCCCACUGAGACCCGCUGGGGCAGGCGGGGAGGGCGGGGGGUCCCCACGGUGGCACCUGUGGGUGCUGAGCCCUGCCCAAACCCUGGGUGCUUCUGCUGCAGCAGCUGACACAUCUCGCAGGGGUUGGGCUUGUGGCUCCCGCUGAGCCCCCCUCACCACCUUGAGGGUCCAGCGGGCCGGGGGCAUGGUCUUGCCCUGCCCUGGCACGGGGGCUGCUGCCAGGGGCCCCGUCUCCUGCCAGCACUGUCCCAAACACUCCAGGGCUGGGAGCGCCAUGUGCCAGCCCCAGGCCAGGGUUGCUUUCGGCGCCUGGUGCCCCACGCCAGCUGCCCGAGCCGGCUGCGGCCGUGCGGCCGGGCUGGUGGUGCCCAGGCCCCGCCGCCCCGGAGGCACGGGAGCUUUGGGCAGGGCGCAGCCGGCCCGGAGCGCGGCCCCGCUGCCAGCAGGCACCGCGCAGGGGUCCUGGUGUGGGGGCGAGCGGGUCCCUGCUGCUGAGCAUGGAUGGGCGAGUUGCUAGGGAUUCCCUGAGCCCCCAGCAAAGCACACGCAGAGCAGCCAGGGAUGGGGCUCAGCCCCCCCCCCCCCCGCAAGGCCUUCCCUCCCCCCCAAGCCCCUCGUGUGAGCAGUGACCCCCUUCCAUGACAUCCCAGCUGCCCCCCAGUUACUGCCCAGGCUGCAUUUUUCCCCCCAAUGGAGUCUGCAGGGAUAGGGGAGGGAGGCAGGGGCCUAGGUCGGGGGCUGCGGGGGCUCACGGUGCUGCUGUGCCAGUCCCCCUGUGGGGAGCCCGGCCCCAAGCCCUGGCCAGGCACCGAGGGCCUCUGGGUGAGGCAGAGCAGGGGAAGGGGGUCGGGGCUGGCACCCCCCGGGGUGGGGAAGGGGAAGGGGAAGCCUCCUGCAGACGGGCAUCGCUGGAGCCCCAUCACUGCGGCGCUGCAGAGCGGGGUGCUGGGGCUGGAUGCUGCGGGACAUCUGCCCCAUCGAUCCUGGGGGGCUAGGUGAGGGCUAGGUCCCCAGCAGGGAUGCACGUCACCUCCCACCACCCCCUCGCUGGGGGUCCACACCACCCAUCCCAUCCCACCCCAAGUCCCGCAAUCCCACUUGACCCCAAGUCAGGGCCUCCUCCCACCCUUGGCACCCUCUGCCCCUCGGUUGGCUUCGGACCCAGCGCUGGCCCCUGGCCCCGUCCGGCCCCCAGGGCGGCAGGGAGCAGCAUCAGGUCCCCACGGGGCCAGGGCUGGCGGGGGCUGAGCAGCAGCAGGCGGAGGGGCCCGGCCGUGCACCCCAGCCCCAUCCCGGCCAGCCCCCGCCGCCCCCCGCCUGCUCCGCUGAAGUGCACUUCCCGCGCUCCCGUGCUUUUCACUUGUGCCGAAGCCGUUUGAAGUUUUCCCUCUCCCCAGCCCUCCCCGUUGUUUGUAAGACACCCGAACCGAGCAAAUAAACUGUGUGAACAACCAG